Messenger RNA from Triticum aestivum (bread wheat), 1078 nucleotides. RefSeq lists its product as uncharacterized. The record is from RefSeq and is a predicted model, not a curated record. Bases 133 to 816 code for a protein of 227 amino acids. The transcript is spliced from 6 exons. NCBI's taxonomy places the organism in Eukaryota, Viridiplantae, Streptophyta, Magnoliopsida, Poales, Poaceae. Gene Ontology annotation, molecular function: nucleic acid binding.
GGGCCGAAUCGAGGGUAAGCCCGUGAUACGUUCCUACAGCAUGUCAGUGAAACCCAUCCUGUCCUUUCGCAUCGUUCUCCCGAAACCCAGCGCCCAACGCCGCCACUCCUCCGCCGCCGCGUAGCCGGAGAGAUGUCGAGGCUCGCGGCCGCCGCCCUCCGCGGCGCCCUCACCGCCUCUGGGGCACGCUCGUGCUCGAUCUCAGUGGCAUUUUCCCCUGCAUCCUCUCGUCUCUUCUCAACCGACGCAUCCGGCGCCGUAGCGGGAUCACAGGUCGACUCAUCGUCCGGCGAAGGCCAUACCUAUGGAAGGUUCUACACUAAUAUUUCUGGUGUCGGCCGUCUUGGCAAGAACAUGCUGAAGACUGACAUUAUCCAUUACCUUGACCAAUGUGAACUGUCACUGGAUGAUGUGAAGAUUGAUUACAACAAGGGGUUUUAUCCCAUGGGCGCAUUAUUGAAGUUUCCUUCGGUGGAAUCAUUUGAGACAGCAGUCAGGCAAACAAUUCAGGGUCGCAUGUACAGGCUUGAGAGGGUGAGUCCUGAUGAGUGGGAACACAAGAUAUCUUUGAAUGGAAAAGCUGUACUGUUGCAAGGAGUCCCUCGAAACGCUCAAGUUGAUGACAUAGAACGCUUCUUGUGCGGCACUAACUAUGAACCUCCUCCAUUUGAAAACUUUAUCAGAGCUGGGGUCCCCGAGCCUGUAAGAAUGGUGCUGGUAAAGUUCGGGUCGAGGACUGAUGCAACCAAUGCCUUCAUUGCUAAAAACAAGGGUUUCUGUCUGAACAAUCCUGUUACCGUGCGGGUUAUUCAGUAAUCUUUCAGGUCUUAUCAUGUGUGUGUCACCUCCUUCCAAUCAACCUAGGAUCUGAAGCCUAUUGGCGCAUGUGAUAGAGAUGUGUACACUCCAUCCAUUCAACCUGAUUUAUUAUGGGUUUUCUCUGCCACUUUAUUGUACCAUUUUCGUUGUCAACCUGGACCUUGUGCUUGUGCUUAGGUUGCAGGUUUUCCUGCGACGACAGAAGUAGCUAAACGAGUUAAUCUAAUAAAUGUUAAUACACACCACUUUCUUGCUGGCA